Gasterosteus aculeatus aculeatus (three-spined stickleback) is the source of this 4840-nucleotide messenger RNA. RefSeq names its product early endosome antigen 1. Gene Ontology annotation, molecular function: metal ion binding; 1-phosphatidylinositol binding. The record is from RefSeq and is a predicted model, not a curated record. Lineage: Eukaryota; Metazoa; Chordata; Actinopteri; Perciformes; Gasterosteidae. Gene Ontology annotation, cellular component: early endosome. Gene Ontology annotation, biological process: endocytosis.
UCCGCCGCCGCUGCCCGAGCUCGGUCAGGUGUUCGCUGUACAGUUAACGUUACGUAAACUUUGCCUUUCUAAACUGAUUGGAUUCCGUGCCGGCGGAGGGGGAAAUAAAAACACAGACGGGGCCAUGCUCAGACGGAUACUUCAAAUGACUCCUGGUAAAGGAGGCUCCCAGAAUGCCGAGUCGGAGCAGCCCAGCACCGACCUCAACCACGAUCAGACCUCCGAGGGCUUCAUCUGCCCUCAGUGCAUGAAGUCUCACAACUCGGCGGAGGAGCUGUUUAAGCACUAUGAGCUGUUCCAUGAUACCGGGGACCUGCCCGCUCAUAUGGCCCCCACGCGGGAAGACCUUACUAUGCUGCGGCAAGAGGUUCAGGACUUGCACACUUCUCUCAAGGAGGAGAAGUGGUUCUCUGAAGAGCUCAAGAAGGAGUUAGACAAAGUCCAAGGACAUCUGAAGCAAAACGAUGGACCGAUGAGCCCAGAUGACUCCGGGCUUGAAAAGAAGUUGAAUGAAGCAGAGACAGAAAAAUUCAACAUCAAGCAGAUGAAAGACUUGUUUGAGCAGAAGGCCGCCCAGCUGGCCACAGAGAUAGUAGACUUAAAAUCCCGCUAUGAUGAGGAGAAGAGCCUGAGGGAGGCUGCUGACCAGAGGCUGGGCAAACUGACUGAACAGCUACAGAAAGAGAAGGAGGAGAACGAGAGACUGCAAACGGAACUGCUGCAGCGGCCGGGAGUGGAGGAUGUGGAGGUACUGCAGAAGGAGCUGGUGCAGGUCCAGACACUGAUGGACAGUAUGACCCGUGAGAGGGAAGCAGAGUCUGAACGGCUCCAAUCCCGCUACGAGCAGCUGCAGGCCGACUACACUACCUCAGAGACCCGUAAACUGGAGAUGACCAUAUCCCAACUGGAAGCAGAGCUGGAGAAAGGUCCACAGGAAGCCGCUGUCUACACACAACAGAUCCACCAGCUGCAGAGCAAUCUGAAUAAUCUGCAGCAGCAAAGCCAGAGCCUGUCUGAGAAGCUUGCACGUAAGGAGAAAGAGUACCAGGAACUGGAGGAGCAUCUGGGAGCAGAGAGGGCCGCCAAGAAGGGAGCCGAAGGCAGCCUUAGAGAGAGGGAGCUGGAGGCUCAAGAGCUCCAGGCUCGGGCCACCGGGGCCGAAGGCUACCUGACGAAGGCCCAGACGGAGCUCGCAGAGAGAGCGGAGGAGGUGGCGAAGUUGAAAAAGGAGAUUACGGAGCUGGAGGUGAAGCAUGCAGAGCUGAAGGUGGAGAGGAAACAGUUGCAACAGCAAAGGGAGGAAAAAGACAACCAAGGAGCUCAGCAGCAGGCCGAGAUCAGUCAGUUGCAUGCCAAACUGCUGGAGGCAGAGCGACAGCUUGGCGAGGUGCAAGGUCGCCUUAAAGAACAGAGGCAGCUUUCGGGGGAGAAACUAAAAGACCGCGAGCAGCAGGCUGCCGACCUACAGCUCAAACUGUCCCGUGCAGAAGAGCAGCUGAAGGAGAGUGGGAGUAAGAAUACAGACGUGCAGCACCAGCUGGAGAAAGCCAAGCAGCAGCACCAGGAGCUGCAGGCGCUGCAGCAAAACACAAAUGGCAAACUCCGUGAGGCUCAGAAUGACCUGGAGCAGGUGCUGCGUCAGAUUGGAGAUAAGGACCAGAAGAUCCAGAACCUGGAGGCCCUCCUGCAAAAGAGUAAGGACAUUGUGAGCCAACUGGAAACCGAGAGGGACGAUUUGUGUGCAAAGAUCCAGGCCGGUGAGGGAGAGACUGCUGUACUCAACCAGCUAAAAGAGAAAAACCAUGGACUACAGGAACAGGUCACACAGUUGACAGACAAGCUGAAGAACCAAUCAGAGAGCAACAAGCAAGCCCAGGAUAACUUGCAUAAGCAGGUCCAGGAGCAGAAGAGCCUACUGCGCUCCGCCCAGGACCGAGCCCUAACCCUGGAGACCUCCGUCACCGAGGUCACCACCCAGCUGGCAGAAAGCAAGGAGAAAGCUGCCCAGCUAGAUGCUCAGCUGAAGGCAAAGACGGAGAUGCUGCUAUCUGCAGAGGCAGCUAGGGCUGCACAGAAGGCUAACCUGGAAAACAGCCUGGAGACGGCUCAGCAUGCACUACAGGACAAACAGCAGGAGCUGAAUGAGGCUCAGACGAAGAUAGAGGAGCAGGCCCAAAGGCUCAAGGAGAGACAGGCGCAGUGCACACAGCUGGAUGCCAGUCUGAAGGAAUGCAAAGACAAGCUAAUGGCCUCCGAACAGCGCAUAGAGCAGCUGGAGGGGCUUAACAAGAAAUUGGAGUCACAGGUUGGGGAGUUGCAGGUCACACAGGACCAGGUGCAGCAGGAAGUACAGAAGCUGCAGAAGGAGGGAUCAGAAGUCAAACGCAAAGCAAAGGAGCUGCAGCUUUCGCUGGAAACCGAGAAAGCACGGGCUACAACACUACAAGAGGAGUUAAAGAAAAAAACAGCUGCCUUGAGUGACACUCAGCAGCAGCUGGAGCGCAGCGAGCAGGACCAAGCUGCUCUGAAGGUGAACCUGGACACGGUGAUGGUGGAAGGGAAAACUAAGCAUGCAGAUCUGGACAGGAGAGCUCAGAGUCUGGCAGCGGACCUACAGAAGGCCCAGCAGGAGAAAGAUGCUCAAAGGAAGGAACUCGCCAAUACACAGGACAGCCUUGGAAAGGCCAACAAAGCACUGAAAGAGAGUCUCGGCGUACUGGACACCGAGAGGAAGAAACAUAAGUCAGUCAUGGAGGAGAAGGAUAAGUCGAAUGAGAAGGCCAGACAGGAGCUUCUUAAGAUUAAUGAGGGCAUCGCCAAGUCGAUGAAAGAAUCGCAAAAGCAGUUGGAGCAGAUGGGAGAGGCAGAGAAAAGGUUGAAGGUGCAGCUGGCCACGCUGGAGCAGCAGCGCUCUGACUCUGAGGGAGCGCUGACGGAAAAAGAGAAGGAGUUGGAGAAGCUGCAGGCACAACUGAAGGCAGCCACGGGGUCCUUUGAGGAGGAGAUGAAGAAGCUUAAGGGCCAAGUGGCCGAGUUGCAAGAAGUAAAUGUGAAGAAGACGGAGGAGGAGAGUAAUCUUAGGGCCCAGGUGUCUGGGCUCGGCAACGAGCUGGCCUCCGAGAACAGCCGGACGACAGAGCUGCAGAAGGCCUUGGGGGAAAGCCAGGAAAGCCUCACUAAGCUGCAGUCCGACUUCUACGGCAAAGAGUCUGAGGUGUCUGCCCUGCGUCAAGACCUGAAGGCGUCAGAGGAGAAGCUGAACUUGGGUUUGGAAGAGCUGGCCGCCAACCGAAGCCAUCAGGCGGGUUUGGAAGCUCAGGUCCAGGAUCUGCAGAAGGGCCGAGGCUCGCUGGAGCAGGUGCUGGAAAGACGGGACGUGAAGCUCCAACAGCAAGAGCAAACACUGAAGGCAGUCCAGAAGCAGCAGGGUGAAGUGAAGGAGCAACUGGAGAAGGAGAGGAGCAACGUUGAGGAGCUGAAGAAAGCCAAGACUGUCCUGGAAAAUAAUUCCAACAAACUGACUUCUCAAUUAAAAACACUAUCAGAGAGGAGGGAGAAGGAGCUGGGUGAGUUACGGGAAGCCAAACAGCUGUUGAUCCAGCAAAAACUGGAGCUGCAGGGUCAGACGGAGGCAGCGCAGAGGACCCUGGAGCAGGAGCAGAAGGAGCACCAGGUCACCAGGGACAGCCGGGGCCAGAGGGAGGAGCAGCUCCUUGCACAGACCAAGAAGGUCCAGGAUCAGCUGUCGGCAGAGAAGCGGGCCAGAGAAGAGACGGUGAAGCGCGGGGAGGAGACGGUAGCCAAGAUGGAGGCGCAGGUGACGGCUCUGAAUGAAAACGUGGCCACGCUGAAGAGGGAGUGGCAGGGCAGCCAGCGGAGGGUCGGCGAGCUGGAGAAGCAGACCGACGAGCUGAGGGGAGAGAUCGCUGUGCUGGAGGCCACCGUGCAGAACAACCAGGACGAGAGGCGAGCUCUUUUGGAAAGGUGCGUGAAAGGUGAAGGCGAAAUGGAGAAACUGCAGGCCAAGAUGGUGGAGCUGAGGAGGAAGCUGGACGACACGACGGCCGCCAUGCAGGAGCUCGGCCGGGAGAACCAGUCGCUCCAGAUCAAGCAGUGCCAGAGCUUGACGAGGAAGUGGGCCGAGGACCACGAGGUGCAGAACUGCAUGGCCUGCGGGAAAGGCUUCAGUGUGACUGUCAGGAAGCACCACUGCAGACACUGCGGCAACAUCUUCUGCGCCGAGUGCUCGAUGAGGAACGCCUUCACGCCGUCGUCCAAAAAGCCCGUGCGGGUCUGCGAGACGUGCUUCGACGAGCUCCAGGGCUGACUCCUCCCCCCCCCCCCCCCCCCCCAUCCCUUCACCUGCCCCCUGCCUUCGACCUCAGCGGGCAGGAGAAGGGGAGUCUUUGUCGUGUUUGAUGUGCACUUGCUGAGGACGGACCCGGCGCGAGGAGGACUCUCGCCUGCUGGGGGACUUCUGGCUCUUCUGGAAGGGUUUCCACCAAGUGACACGUGGGCGGCGUGUCGGGAGUUGGUUUGGAUUGUCUGCAUCUGUUUUUGUGCCUUUGCUGCUACUGUGGCCUGCCAGCGGGCAGAGAGAGUGAGAACAAACCCCCGUCCAUCUCGUUUUACGUUCACAUCUCUGUCGUUGUUUGGAAUCAUUAGCAAGUGCAAGGUGGUUGUUGUGUACGUGUUGAGAGGUCUGGCGUCAGGUGAGAGGUCCGUGUGAGCCUGUCGGAGGGAUCGGGGGAGGUAGAUGUUGUGAUGGUGGUCACUUCUGCCCCACGAACGUAAAUGCAGGUAACUUUUUUUGUAAAGGAAGUAAAUAUCUGUUUAGGAC